AGGAGACCAUGCACAAACCAUGCACACACACACACACACACACACACACGCAUAUCAAUGACGUCAUUGUGCGUUUCGCCUGGCGGAGAGAAGAGGACAAGAGACAAACUGUACCAUCAUGUCAAUGUCGGUAACACAGGUGGAGAAGGCUCUUGCUGAGGUAAUGAAGUAUGCAGCGGAGGGCAUCCACUACAACGGUGACAUCGAGUUCUCUCUGGUGAAGGAGAGGGUGCCGAGGUACUUCGCAGUCAGUGUGGAUAUGAGAUCCACAAUCAUGGCAAAUGACGAGGGAUGUGUCAAGGCACAAAUGCUCUUGCAACGCUUCAGAGAGUCACCAUGUGUACGUGUGGACAACGAAGUGGAACACAGUCCUUAUAGUCUAAAAGGAGUGGUUCAGUGGAUGUGCAACGAAGGGAUGUGCGAAGAUGGAGACAUGGACAUGACAAUACACCAAAAAGGGGGAACGUAUGCACCUGCAGAUUUCAAAAAGUUGCUGGGCACUGUGGCGAAGAACUCUGACAUGCUUGUUGAUGGGUCCAAGGACGAGUUGAAAAGUGGUGCUGCAGAGAUCUUGGUGUUGUCCAAAAUGAAGGACAUCAUACAAACACAACCACAAGACUUUCAAGAUGUUCCUGUAAUUGUUGCAGAUGGUGUGGAAUAUGUUCUGCUGGAUCAGCUCUGCGAUUUCAUGAAAAAGAGUGAUGAGGACAGGAACGUCAUCCACGAGGCGUUGCACGAAGUGACAGAGUUUGCACUGCAAGGUAAAGAUCUGAUCGAAUUUGUGCCAGCGAGAGGAGAAGACGACUUCAUAUCCGACAGACCGUUGUGGGGGGACUUAUUGUCAUGCAAAAUGGACAGUGGUCCACAGGUAUGCGACUGUGUCAGGUCUUUCAUGUCCUUACAAACUUUGAAUUCACAUCGUGCGAGGGCAUGCCCGGCUGUGGUGGACGAAAGAGCACAAGGGCAGGAGAUGGGUGUUGUUGACGCCUGCGGGCCAUCAAACAUAGGUGCAGUGAAUCUCGUGAGCGAUGAGAGCGAGGACAUCGGAGCCCCCGAGAACGCAGACGGGGAGGGCGGGUCAUUCGCAGAGCAGCAACCGCCGCCUGUCGAGUCUUUUGACAACUCUCGCAAGCUUGAGGCACUAAUUUUCUCUGCCAGGGGCGGCGUCGGUAUGUCGCAGAGUGACAUAGAUGCUCUCUUGUCACUUCUCAAAGACCCGAGAUUCAACACGACAGACAUUGUGUACUGUAAUAGUCGAGAGUGUUUGACAUGGGCAGGCAGUCUAGCAGAGGCUGCGGGAUUGAAGGAGUCGGAUCUCCGUAACGCCGACUGGCCACGAGAUGCGCACGCCAUCUUGUGGCACCGCGAUUGGCGAACCACAUUUCUCUCGAUUUUUAAUAUCGCAUUACAGAAAUGCGAGACGGUGUCUUCUCUAGAGGUGUCCCCGCCGUCAGAGGACCUCAGUAAAUCUGGUCCGCGCGCGCAGCGGGGCGCUAUCGGUGCCGAGAACCGUCUGCCCAGGGCCCCCGAGAAGAGGUCGCGAGAAGAUCAAAUCACAAAGGUGCACCGCACCACAAAGAAGAGAAUCUCCUACAAAAAGGACACAACGGUGGACAUGAUCGAUCUGAGAGGGUCGGACAAUAUGCACAGCGGAGCCCGAAAGGAAGCAGAGGAGGAACACGACCACCCCUUAUCGGAAAAGUCCGACAGGGAGGAUGACAACGCAUCAAGGGACGAGGUCGACGACAGUGAGACCUCCCACGGACAUCCUCGCGACAGUGACGAGGCUGACGACGACGACGGCGGGAGUGACGACGGCACCGCGCACGAAGAGAGUGACGAUGGGUCAACCCAAGACGACAGAAGCGCAUCUAGAAGAGCGAAUGACACGAACUCGCAAGCAAAAGUGUGCGCGAAUAGUGAAGGACAACGUCAAGUGAAUGAAGAGUCCGGCGCAUUCACAAAGAGAAUGAGGGGCAGACUGUUUCGCUCGGUCACGAAAGCCUUUGCGUUCUCCGCAGCAAAGGACGCAACUCUGUACCCUACAGAGGAUGCAUUUUUCACAUCGCUGCAAACCACGACCAAACUGGUGGGGGAGAUUGCGGAGGAAGGACUGCGCUCACACGUAGCGUCCUGCGGAUUCGAGCAGUCAUAGGGGAGUGCAACAGAAUGAUGACGAUCGUGCGUGGGGAAAUAACAUGGCAACUGAAACAUUGGUUUUGGGCUGAAAAAGGGAUCCCGCUUGCGCGGUCGCAGCAAACAGAUCACCAGCUCCCCACUCACAACAAGAUGCGAGCAGAGAUGAAGGAAAAUAAAACGUGGAGACGGAG
This is a messenger RNA of Chara braunii, 2330 nucleotides long. NCBI's taxonomy places the organism in Eukaryota, Viridiplantae, Streptophyta, Charophyceae, Charales, Characeae. The record is from the annotation of a GenBank genome assembly.